Molecule: messenger RNA, 1408 nt
Organism: Owenia fusiformis
Lineage: Eukaryota; Metazoa; Annelida; Polychaeta; Sabellida; Oweniidae
Source: the annotation of a GenBank genome assembly
UGCAUCUACGACUUCAGCUGGUAUAACAACAAUUGAUACUAAUGCAUCUACGACUUCAGCUGGUAUAACAACAAUUGAUACUAUUGCAUCUACGACUUCAGCUGGUAUAACAACAAUUGAUACUAGUGAAACUACGACAUCAACUGACGUAACAACAAUUUUAAGUAGUGAAACGAUGACGCCUCAUGGUAUAACAGCAGUUGACAAUGGUGAAACUACGACCUCAAGUGAUGAAACAACAAUUGAUCCUGGUGAAUCAACGACUUCAUCUGAUAUAACGACAAUCGAUAUAAGAACAUCUAAGGCUUCACUUGUUAUAACAGCAGUUGGCACUGGUGCAUCAACGACUUCAGCUGAUACAUUAGCAACUGGCAGUGAUGCUACGACGUCAGCAGAUAUAACAAAAUUUGACACUGGUGCAUCCACGACUUCAACUUAUUUGACAAAAAAUGACACUGCAGUAUCUUCGACAUCAACUGAUAUCACAACGAUUGACAAUGGAGUAUCUUCUACUAUCAAAUCUACUACAAAUCCAACAUUUGAUGUUUCAAGUACAACUGAACUAUUAUUAAACUAUUCUCCGACCAUUUCAACUUCUCCGGCAUAUAGCUGUAACAAUGUUAACGACUGCAGUGGACAUGGUUAUUGUGUAGGCCCUGACAUGUGCAAAUGCCACAAUGGAUUUACUGGUCGCAGGUGCAAGCGAUGUAGAAAGAAUAGAUUCGGACCCAGCUGCUCAAAAUGCAAGGAUUGCAAAGAAGGAAGAUGCAAUGAGACCACAGGAAGAUGUGAUAUAAUUACAACUACUACCGACGUCAUGGAUAGAACUACUUCACAAACAAGAUCUGCCCAUAAUACAUCUACAAAUUUAACUGAUACAACAUCAGUAACUGGAGAAUCUACGACUUUGACUGAUUUAACAACAAUAGAUAAUGAUGAAUCUACGAUUACAAGUAAUAUACCAACAGCAAAUGAAACCACGACUGACACUGAGCCAACGACAGCCUCAGCUGAUGAUACAACAAUUGACACUGGUGCAUAUACGAUUUCAACUGAAAUAACAGCAAUAGAUACAUCUGGUACAUCUACGACUUCCAUGGAUAAAACAACAAUUCCUAAUUUAACUGUUAAAUCUAUGACUUCAAAUGAUAAAAUGACAACUCCUGCUAUUGAAUCUACAACUUUAGGUAGUACAAUAACUGAAACUGGUGAAUCUACUUCUCCGAAUUAUAAUACUAUAAUCAAAACUGUUGGAUCUUCUACUUCAAAUGAUAUUAUCACAACAGACGUUGGUGAAUAUAUGACUUCAAAUGAUAUAAUAACUGAAACUGUUGAUUUUACUUCUUCCGAUGAUAUAAUAACAAAUGACAUCGGUAGAUCUUCUACACCAAAUGAUGUAACAACAAUU